Messenger RNA from Colius striatus (speckled mousebird), 3875 nucleotides. It is a transcript of the gene ACSL3, whose product is annotated as acyl-CoA synthetase long chain family member 3. The record is from RefSeq and is a predicted model, not a curated record. The transcript is spliced from 16 exons. Gene Ontology annotation, cellular component: endoplasmic reticulum; lipid droplet; plasma membrane. Bases 336 to 2477 code for a protein of 713 amino acids. Lineage: Eukaryota; Metazoa; Chordata; Aves; Coliiformes; Coliidae. Gene Ontology annotation, biological process: neuron differentiation; long-chain fatty acid metabolic process; long-chain fatty-acyl-CoA metabolic process. Gene Ontology annotation, molecular function: long-chain fatty acid-CoA ligase activity.
AUACGGAAUGACGGCGCCCGGUGGCGGCGGGCUGCCGAGACGCGGCUGAGCCCAGCAUUGGCCAGGCUGCUCGCACUCGGGCCGCGGCGGCAGGAGCGCCCGCGCCGAGGCGGGGGAGAGGCGGCCCGCAGCGUGCGAGCGUCCUCCGGGCCGGGGUCCGAUUUCAUGCAGUUGCCUGUAACAGCUCCUGUUGAGUAAGCUGAGGCUGGAACAUCUUGUAUCAACUGUUGUCCCUGUACCUGCCACGAUGAGAAGUUACAUAAGGACUUUCUGGAUUCCUGUCUAAUUGAUCCAUAUUUCUGAACUUUCCCUUGUACCCUUCACAAACAGACAAAAUGAAGUUGAAGCAUAACAUCAACCCUAUUCUUCUACAGUUUAUAAACUUUAUAAUCUUGGUGUACUCCUUUGUAACGUACAUUCCAUGGUACAUAUUUUCAGGAUCAAGACAGGCUAUAGAAAAAGCCAAGCAGGUUAAAGCUAAACCUGUGAAUAACAGGCCUGGUGGUGCAUACAGAUCUGUUAACAGCCUGCAUUGCUUAGCUUCAGUUUUAUAUCCUGGGUGUGAUACACUUGACAAAGUUUUUAAAUAUGCUAAAACUAAAUUUAAGGACAAAAAGCUCUUGGGAACACGUGAAAUCCUAAAAGAGGAGGAUGAAAUCCAGCCAUCAGGAAAAGUUUUUAAAAAGGUCAUCCUUGGCAAGUACACCUGGCUUUCAUAUGAAGAUGUAUACAUUAAAGCUGUUAAUUUUGGAAAUGGCUUAGCAGUAUUGGGUCAGCAACCAAAGACUAACAUUGCUAUCUUUUGUGAGACUCGAGCUGAGUGGAUGAUUGCAGCACAGGCCUGCUUUAUGUGCAACUACCAGCUUGUUACUCUGUAUGCUACCCUGGGAGGUCCAGCAAUAGUACAUGGGCUAAAUGAAACAGAGGUGACCACCAUCAUUACUAGUAAAGAAUUGAUGCAAACAAAAUUGAAGGAAAUUGUUUCUCAAGUUCCAUUACUGCGACAUAUUAUUACAGUGGAUGGCAAACCAACAACGUGGUCAGAGUUUCCCAAGGGUGUCAUUGUUCACACUAUGGCAUCUGUGCAAGCUAUGGGGGCCAAGGCAGAUACUGGAAACAAGCAGCAGGCUAGGCCUGUGCCCUCGGAUAUCGCAGUGAUCAUGUACACAAGUGGAUCCACAGGAGUUCCCAAAGGGGUUAUGAUCUCCCAUUGCAACAUAAUUGCUGGGAUAACUGGAAUGGCUGAGAGGAUUCCAAAUCUGGGGGAGAAAGAUAUCUACAUUGGCUAUUUGCCUCUUGCCCACGUUCUGGAGCUGAGUGCUGAACUUGUGUGUCUAUCUCAUGGCUGCCGUAUUGGGUACUCUUCUCCUCAGACAUUAGCUGACCAGUCCUCUAAAAUAAAGAAAGGAAGCAAAGGUGAUGUUACUACACUUAAACCAACCCUAAUGGCAGCUGUCCCGGAGAUUAUGGAUCGGAUCUACAAAAAUGUCAUGAAUAAAGUGAAUGAAAUGACGACUUUCCAGCGGAAUCUAUUUAUAUUGGCCUACAACUACAAAAUGGAACAGAUUUCCAAAGGUUACACCACCCCACUCUGUGACAGCCUUAUUUUCCGGAAAGUACGAAUGCUGCUAGGUGGAAAAAUUCGCAUCUUGCUUUGUGGAGGAGCUCCACUCUCUGCAGCAACUCAGCGGUUUAUGAACAUUUGUUUCUGUUGCCCUGUAGGACAGGGGUAUGGACUAACUGAGUCAGCUGGAGCUGGAACAAUCACGGAAGUUUGGGACUACACCACAGGGAGAGUGGGAGCACCUUUGGUCUGUUGUGAAAUCAAGUUACUGAACUGGGAAGAAGGUGGAUAUUACAACACUGAUAAACCAUACCCUAGAGGUGAAAUUCUUAUUGGAGGGCAAAAUGUGACUGUGGGCUACUACAAAAAUGAAGUACGGACCAAAAAAGAUUUCAGUGUUGAUGAGAAUGGGCAGAGGUGGCUCCAUACCGGAGACAUUGGAGAGUUUCAUCAAGAUGGAUGUCUGAAAAUUAUUGAUCGCAAAAAAGAUCUUGUAAAACUCCAGGCAGGAGAAUAUGUUUCUCUUGGUAAAGUAGAAGCAGCUCUAAAGAAUCUUCCACUGGUAGAUAAUAUUUGUGUGUAUGCAAGCAGUUUCCAUUCUUAUGUCAUUGGAUUUGUUGUGCCAAAUCAAAAGGAGCUCAUUGAACUAGCUCGAAAGAAAGGAUUUAAAGGAACUUGGGAAGAGAUUUGUAACAGUCCUGAGAUGGAAAAAGAGGUACUGAAGAUGAUAGCUGAGGCUGCCAUGGCAGCUAACCUGGAGAAGUUUGAAAUACCAGUAAAAAUUCGUUUGAGCCCCGAUUCUUGGACCCCUGAGACUGGUCUAGUGACAGAUGCGUUCAAACUGAAACGCAAAGAGCUCACGGCGUACUAUCAGAUGGACAUUGACCGAAUGUAUGGGAAAAAUGUAAAAUAAUUCCUUUUUGCUGCACCACUUUGCUACGAUGAGCUUGGAUCAAAUAGGAAAUACUUGAAUUGCCUGUCUGAACACUUGAGAUCAACACUCAAACCCACCAUUCCUCAUUUGCGGUUUAAACUGUUCUUUCUGAUAACAUCACCAUGAUGACUGGCAAGUCUAGUAAAAUGUUACGGCAGCAAGCUUGUGUCUGUCUCCUUUUUUCCAGUUUUCUCUGCUACCUUGUCAGUCUGUGGAUUUUCCAGGAACUUUUUGGGAAACCGUGAUCUGAAGCCUCACGUUUUUAAACGUUUAUAAAUCCUGUAUAAUGUUUGAUUUGUAUCUUUAAAAUUUGGAUGUAUAUAGAGAGAACUUGGCUAUAUAAGAUACGGUUAUACUGGGGGCCUUUUUUUACAUAAUUAUUUAAAGAUAAGAAGGUAUCGAUGUUGUGACAUUGAAAAUGCUUGUAAUGAGAUCAAUGUUGAACAGAGGACCAGGUUAUUUGCUGCUGUGCUACUUUUCUGUGUAAAGCUGAGGGAGAAUAUGUUUGGCAUUCUACCUUGUGUAAUACGACUUCAAUAUGUGCCUCAUGGUUACUUUUAUUUUUCUCUGGAAGUGAAAAGAUGGUGGUGGCACAGCUCUGUGUAAAGGUGGGUCCUCCUGCAGGUGUUAUUUCAAGGUUAAUACGAAGAAAUGCUAUUGACACAGCAGAAGUUAAACCGAAAAAUAAUCUCUCAAAUACAGAAGCUUCUUUUAAUAGCUCAUGACCAUUUCAUCUGAUAGUUGAAUUGUGUAGAGCUAGUAAGGACUCUCAGCAUGAAUUCCACAUAACGCUUUGUGAGUUUGAUGGUGUCAUUUUAGCAGAAGAACUGUACCAACUUUUGUCUUUGUUCAUUAGGUUUGGACAUUACACUGCAUUUGCUCUUUUGCUCUUUGUGAAAGUCUGGCAAGACCUCUGUUCUGCCCUAGCUGCAACCCAAAUCUUACGGGGGGGAUUUUUAAAGUCAUAAUGACAGUUAUGUUCUCAGCUCACACAGUGCCUAACUGCCUUUUGUGCCAUUAAAAAUCUCCCUUUAAUUCUAUGUUCUUUUCUUAAGCAUUUUUUUUCUUUGAAAACAGGUAUUUUAAGUAUCUGUCAGCCAGAGUUAUUUAUGUUGCUUGAUUUUGUUCCACCCAGUUCUUACUUUGGGAAGGAGGCUCAGUUUCUGUUUUACUGUGGGGAUGCAGAUGUCGUUUGAAGAACCGUGGAGGAUAUUUUCUCCUUCAGUGAGAGCUUUGAAAUUUGCUUCACAUGUGAAUUUUUUUACUUUCAAAAUAUUUCUAGAAAGAACAUUGUAAUCAGGGUUACCUGAGAAUGUGAAAAGACCUACAUCAGUCAACUUUGUGAUGGAGCAAAUAUUAAAAUGACUUUCAUUUGGA